Emericellopsis atlantica is the source of this 687-nucleotide messenger RNA. RefSeq lists its product as uncharacterized. The transcript has a single exon. The coding region runs from base 1 to 687 and encodes 228 amino acids. NCBI's taxonomy places the organism in Eukaryota, Fungi, Ascomycota, Sordariomycetes, Hypocreales, Bionectriaceae. The record is from RefSeq and is a predicted model, not a curated record.
AUGUCGUACGCGGCCAUGCGCGGUCAUGCUGCCCCCUCGUCUGCGCCUUCUCGUGCCUCUUCAGCACAGGGCAACGGGAACGGCAUCGUGAAGCGGAGGGGCCGACCGCCCAAGCAGGCUAGCCCGCCGCCGCGGGUCUUGUAUCUACGCCUCGAGCCCAAGUUCCUGGUGUUUGGGUGCGAGUGGGAGGGUUGCAAAGCCGAGCUCCAGAAUCUGGAUACCCUACGACGACACGUGGCCAAGGUGCAUGUACAGCAUGCGAACGACGGCCUCUGUCGAUGGGGCAAGUGCCGCGGGAUGGACCCAAAGGUGAAUCGUGGUUCUGGACUACCUGCACAUGUGGAGGAGCGCCAUCUGAUACCCUUUGGCUGGCAUGUGGGCGACGGACCGAAGAACACGUUACAGAUGCCCAAGGGGAAGGGGAAAGCACGCGAGGAUAGCGAGGAAGACCACCAGUCUGAUGAUGGGAAGGAGGACGAGGAGGCAGAAGAAGAAAUACCGAGCUAUCUGAAGGAUCAGGACGGCCAUCAGGUCACGCCGUCGAUCAGAGACCAGAAGCUGGAAGAUUACCUCACCGAGAAGGAGAAUAGGAAGCGACUCAGGAGGUUGCUCAUGGAGAGGGAGAGAAACCUGCCUGACGAGGAGGAUGAUACGGGGACACAGUCGCAAGGGGCUGAUGGGAUGUAG